Molecule: messenger RNA, 2911 nt
Organism: Haemorhous mexicanus (house finch)
Lineage: Eukaryota; Metazoa; Chordata; Aves; Passeriformes; Fringillidae
Gene: GCHFR
Product: GTP cyclohydrolase I feedback regulator
Exons: 3
Coding region: 1343-2188 (281 amino acids)
Biological process (GO): negative regulation of biosynthetic process
Cellular component (GO): cytoplasm; nucleus
Molecular function (GO): GTP cyclohydrolase binding
Source: RefSeq, a predicted model, not a curated record
CAGGGGACAGGCCCACGCUCUGUGGGUGCUCCCAUAUGUGGGAGGAACCGCGCUGGGUUUGGGGUUCAGCAGUGAGGGACAAAAGUGACCCAAAAAAUGGGAAUUUUGGAUGCCCAAAUCUGGGGGGCUCAGCGUGACAGGGUUAUUGUAGGGAGGGAGCUGGGCACGGGGCUGGCUGUGGGAUUUUGGGCACAGAGCCAGCGGGUUUUGGGAUGAGAUCAUGGAUUUUAGGUGGAAUAGGCCAAGGAGAUGGGAAUGGCCAAACAGUUAUCCCAAGCAUUUGGGGUUGGAAUUCUUUAUUUUACAGGAAAUGUGGUGGGUGGUUCCAUUCCUGAUGGGAUCCCUCAGGAAGAACUUCCUUACCCCAGAAUCACUAAAACUAGAAAUAGCUUUUUCUGGAAGAGCCAAAGGAUUCCUCAGGGAUAGGUCCCAGCCAGGAGAGGGAAAACCAAGCCCUUUGUGUGCUCCCUGCUCCUUGUGGGGUUUGGGUGACAGCAGGACUUGGGCAGAGCCAAAAUACGUUCUGCUUCCCUUUAUCUGAAUUAUUGGGAGCAAUUUCGAGCCAGCCCAGUGCAAGGAGAUCUGGGAGCAGCCAGCUCGGAGCCAGAGGGUGAUAAGGUGCUUUGGGAUGAUGGAUGAGAUCUGGCUGCCUCCCAGAUUUCGGUAUCUCCUCAAGAAAUUCAAUAUUAAAAUGUUAGGUAUAGCUCUUCUCUCAUUUCCUCUUUUUCUCCUUCCUAAUUUUUCCCCAGGUAAGAGCCACAUAAGAGUCAGACCCAGAGCUGGGCAGGCUGCCAGAACCCUGACUAGUUUUCCGUUUAUUUCUGGAAAGAUCUGGAUUUCAUAUCCAUAUCAUUGCCUGCAUGACCACAGAGCACACGUGCCCAGCAGAGGUCCAGAGUGGUCAUGGAUUACGGGAAUUCUGUCAAAACCCAACCCAGCUGGGUGAAAUGUGCCCUUGGUUCAUUGGGCAACAGGUUUGCACUGGGACAGGAGAGCAAUGAGCAAACAUUCCAGCUGUUCCAGGACUUGGGGAAGAGGCUCUGCUGAGGAUGGGAGUGAUGAAAACAAGCUGAUGUUUAACCCGUGGGGGGAGGUAUCCCAUGGGGAACUCCUAAUGGAUUUGUGGGAUGUGCUUUAGGAAGAGGAGACCAACAGCCUCUGGGGUUUCUUGUAUGUCACCAAACCCAGCCAAUGGGUCAGUGACAAUGUCGAUAAUAACAAUUACCAACAACAACAACAAUAGUAAUUAUAAUAACAGCAGCAAUUAAUAAUUAAUAACAUCAAUAACAGAUAUGCAGCGCCUCUGCCUGUCCCAGUCUCAGGAAAUGGAACUUCUCCAGUUAUGAAGGAAUUUAAAUCCCCUGUGUUCUUAGAUAAUAACAGUAGAAAAAGAGAUUUUUCCCAAAAAAUGUUGAUAAUGCUGAACAUUCUGCUUCAGGGGAAUGUUUGGUCAGACUGUGGGGUGAGAGUGGGAAUGCUCUGCAGGACCCACCUGCCUGGCUCCUGCUCCACCAUCUCCCAGUCUUCACCUCCCUGCUGUUAUUUCCUGGUUCUUUAUCUCCCUGCUAUUAAUUUCCGUUUUCUUCUCCGGUCUCCCUUAUCCAUCAUCUCCUGGGUCAUUGCCUCCCCCCUCAUCAUCUCCUGUUCUCCACGUCCCUGCUCCUCAUCUCCUGCUCCAUCCUCUCCCUGCUCCUCAUCUCCUGUCCCCUCCUGCUCCAUCACCUUCCAGCCCUUCAGCUCCUGCCCAUCCCUUGUUGGGACUGCAGCGCCGAGAUCCCGAGGGAUUCGUCGGAGUCCCCCGGGUGCCUCCCGCCCCCCCAAGCUCCCCCGAGCCUUUUCUCCCCCGCCGCCCGGGGGCGGUGGUAGCGGGGCGGGACCGGGGGCGGCCCCGGGCAGGUCCCCCUGGAGCGGCGGCGGGAGCGGCGGAGCGGAGAUGCCGUACCUGCUCAUUAGCACCCAAAUCCGCCUGGAGGCUGGGCCCACCAUGGUGGGCGACGAGCACUCGGAUCCCCACCUGAUGAGUAUCCUGGGGGCCACAAAGAGGAACACGCUGGGCAACAACUUCUGUGAGUACUACGUGAACGAUGCUCCGCGCGUGGUCCUGGAUAAGCUGGAGAGCCUCGGCUACCGCGUGGUCAGCAUGACCGGCGUGGGCCAGACCCUGGUCUGGUGCCUCCACAGGGAAUAGCCAGGGAGAGUCCUGUGUUCCACCCGGACCACAUCCUGCUGGAGAUCAUCUUAUAGGACUGGCAGCAAACUUUCCCCCCUUAAUUCCUUCCUGUCCCAGACUCCAGGCACUCGAGCAGGGGGAAGAAUGGCGCAGAAGCAGAGCUGGACCCUGUGGAAUUUUGCCAUCCCUGUUCUGUUUCCCAAGAGCAGGGGGAGGAAGGUAUGCCCAGAAUUUGGCAGAGGGAACAGAUGGUUCCAGCUCUGCCUUCAGUGGGAUGGCAGUCUGGCAAAUUCCAGCUUUUUACAUUUUAAUCAUGUAUUCAGCAUGCCCUGGAGGAAGCUCAGUAACAGCCCUGUUUGCCUCCUCCUCAGGCUGGGGCUGCCCCAGAGAGCUCCGUGCCUUCUCCUGGGCUAGGGGGUUAGGGAGGGACAGCAAGCAUGGACACCAUCCCAUCUCAUCCCUGAAAUCCAAGAGGGAACCACUAAACCUACUCCCAGGGCUCUGAGAAUCCUUUCCCUUGGCAGCAAGGCCUGCUUCCAUCUCAGCAGCACCACUGAACUUCCAGAUCCCAGACUGCCAUCCAAGCCUAACAUGGGAUUCCCAAAAUAACACAGAAAGUGUUGUUGUGUAACUAUUCCAGGUGCAGGCUCUAAUUCCAACACUGCUGGAAUGUUUGGGACUGUGCACGGAUUCUGCUGCGGGGGGUAACACCAAUAAAACAUUGCUCCAAAGAGACCAGUA